AUGCUGCCGACCAUGGCAUCCAAAGCUCGCGCGCAUCGCGCUACCCCACUGAAGCGGUCCGACUCGGCAUCAGCUUCAAUGGAGAAGACACAACCAUCUGCUGUCUCAGCGCAAGCAGCUAAGGCCAACACGACCGUCACCAAUAGCGCGCAGGCUCAGCAGUUCUGGGACCGUCGUGGGGUCCCGGGCCAUCUCUUCGAAGUCAAUGGGAUCAACAAUGCGGAUCCGUAUACUAUCGUUCAGUCGCCAGCAGACACUGCUACAGACGCGCCCAACGCACCUGUGGCUCCAGCACCUCCCAUGGCUCCCUUAACUCCGACCGAGAUCGAGACCGACAAGCAUGCGGUCGUUCCGGCCUCGGUGCCCACCCAAGAGCCCACUUCUGCUAAGGGCACCACUGGCAACCUCGCUUUGAAUGCUUCUGAUACCGAUCGUCACGCUACUCCCACGCCCGAUAUCACCCACGCGAUCGAGGCCCCCACCAAGCGCAAGCGUUCCGACGACAACGAGACGCCCAUCAAGAAGUCAACUGCGGUAGAGCGCAAGGAAGGGAACGUAGGCAAAGGCAGCACCGACGCGGAGCCGCCCUCGAAGAAGCGCAAGACCCGAUCGAGCGCACCGGAGAAAUUCCUGGAGCUCGGCUCCGAUGGUGACGACGACGUUGUGGUAGUCGCUCAGCGCAAGCGCAAGAGCGCGACUAUCGUCAAGGCGCGGGAGGAUACGGCUGCCAUCGAGAAGUUGAAGUCCGCCGCGAAGUCUCAAGUCUCUGAGCUCGACAAGCUCAUCAAGCAGGAGGAGAAGCGGAAGUCAUCAGCAGCACGAGGCAACAUCUUCUCUCGAAACCCGAAGUUGAGGCGUUCGUUCAAUGACACGCUUUCGGCUUCGCGCAUGAGCCGUCCGCGCCCGAUCCCGCAGGCAGUCACGUCUGCCACUCCGCGCAACACCAUCGAGGUUGCCCGGUCACCCAUUGCAAAGGACAGCUCCUCCGCCGUGCACGCUCCUGACGCUUUUGCGGUCGAUGAAGAAGACCCCAACGUCACUCACGCCAACCUUCGUACUAUCAAGUACAUCAACGUUACGGCAACCGUCCGUAAUGUGCACAUCGACAGGAUCGUCCAAUCUCCGUUCCAGUACCCGAACGUGGUGAUAGAAUUCGACGAGAACGAUCGCCCCAUGAAGGCUCAAGUCACAAAGAUGACUGACGACGAGUACAAAGUGGCUUGCGAGGCGGCUUUGGGUCGUGAGAAGGAGAAGCGCAAACUCGAUGCUAAGCUUGCUCGGAAGAAUAAGUUUGGUACGGCGGAAUCCUCGUUGCACAAGGUCCAGGGUGGUAAGGUUGCUCGUAAGCCUCGCACGUCGCGAGCUCGCCCGUAG
Messenger RNA from Didymosphaeria variabile, 1374 nucleotides. RefSeq lists its product as uncharacterized. Bases 1 to 1374 code for a protein of 457 amino acids. The transcript has 4 exons. The record is from RefSeq and is a predicted model, not a curated record. Lineage: Eukaryota; Fungi; Ascomycota; Dothideomycetes; Pleosporales; Didymosphaeriaceae.